Messenger RNA from Arctia plantaginis, 2793 nucleotides. Lineage: Eukaryota; Metazoa; Arthropoda; Insecta; Lepidoptera; Erebidae. The record is from the annotation of a GenBank genome assembly.
AUGAACUCGAAAAGCGAAACUGACGAAGCUUCAAGGGGGAGCGAAGCAUCAUCGUCAAAAACUUCAGCCCCUGAUAAUACUGAAGAGGAAUCUACAUCAGGUUUAUGUUCAAAUACAGUGACCGACCACACACAAGACAUUAUGAAGCGUGCUGCAGCUAAACAGCUGAUUGAGAGGUAUUUCUACCAGCUACUGGAUGGAUGUGGCAAGCCUAACUGUGACAAUAAGUACUGUGCAUCUAGUGGAGAGGCAAGAAAUCUGUCUCCUAAUGAAGCAGCAGCAGAAGCAAUAAAACUGUUCUAUAAAGAGGCUCGCCUCUGUGACACACUGCCCAAUAAAGUGCCCCGCACAGAGUCCAGCCCCUGUCAUUCUAGUUCUAGCACAACAUGCAAUACGUCAAGUGCAAAAGACAAGGAGGACAACAAAGAAAAGGAAGAAGCUCCAGAGUCCAACCCAACGUCAUCUAAAGAAAGCACAUCGAAGGAAAUGGAACCAGAAACUAGUCAUAAUGUAACUCACCAAGAGGAGCCCAAAACUCGUAGUUAUAACAGUAAGAAUCAGAUGCUCUUGCGCUUAAUAAAUAACAAUUAUGGUGCCCCGUUGACUGAAGAGAGUAUGUAUCAGUUGUGUGAAGAUUGCCUUCAAACGAAAGUCAGACAGCCGUUGAUCAAAGCACUCGGGGAAGCUUUCACGACACCGGCUACGUUAGCGAGAAGUUUCGCAUGUAAAGUUGUAGAAAAUAAUGAAGCAAUUCCUGGUAAAAGCAGUGAUAAAGAAUCAAAGGCAAUGUGUUUAUCGAGUGAUCCAGACAAAGACGUAGAUAGUGUGACGGGACCUGAGUUAGACGUAGCUUCUUGUCGCAGAGCCUUUCAAUACCUUGCCAAAGUGCCAUCAGAAAACUACAGUUCCGCCUUAGUGACAGCCCUCAAAACGUUAGCAGACAACAUGUUGAUAGACCUUCGGAUAACAAAAAAGCUGUUGAUGGAUGACGCCGUGAAUUGUUUCGUGAUAGCGUUCGAGGUGCCCGAUCUUGGUUGUAGCGAUUACCUGGAGAUAGCCUUACCAGCGUUAUGUCAUGCUGCCGAACAUUUGUCUGUUAAAGGUCAAGCGAAACUGGCACGUAUCUGGGCACAGCAUUGUAAAGAUAGCUUACGUCACAUCCUGGAGACUCUCCAACAGCUCAUAACGCUUAGGGUUAUUUCAACAAAUUACACACGAUCGUUUCAAGUGCAAGACGACGAAGUUGUCACUUGUGCCACUAAGUUUAUGAAGAUAGUAUAUUACGCAAAUAUGUUAGCCGGAUCUAUGGAAUCGAACUCGUUGCGCGAGGAACCAAUAGUUAUCAACAACCAACAGGACCCAUUGGAAAAUGUGUUAGGACAUCUCUACCCACCCACUUCUAUGAAGGGUUCUAAGCAUGCACAGCCUGAUGAUCCCUUAGCCAUUGAAUUAGAUAUACAUGUAUUAGAUGCUAGAAAGCCAUACCUGCCAUUUGAGGAAUUUUACAACGAACCUCUUAGUGAUACAAUUGAAAUGGAUAUAGAUUUUGGUAAUUUUAAGACGGAAAUAAGUAAAGGUAAAAAGUUCGCGUUCCUAAAGUACCCGUUCAUCCUGACGGUGGCGACGAAGUCCCUGGGGCUGUACUACGAGAACCGCAUCCGCAUGUACUCGGAGCGGCGCGUGUCGCUGCUGCACGCCGUGGUGGGCGCGGCGCCGCCCAUGCCCUUCCUGCGCCUCAAGGUGCGCCGCUCGCACAUCAUCGACGACGCGCUCGUGGGGCUGGAAAUGGUGGCUAUGGAGCGAGCGCUAGACCUUAAGAAACAACUAGUCGUAGAGUUCGAAGGUGAACAAGGCGUGGAUGAGGGUGGAGUUAGUAAGGAGUUCUUUCAGUUGAUAGUAGAAGAAAUCUUCAAUCCAGACUAUGGCAUGUUCACGCAACAGCCCGAUUCCCUAACAGUGUGGUUUAACAUGACAUCUUUCGAGACGGAAGCCCAGUUCACAUUGAUUGGCAUAGUAUUAGGUCUAGCGAUAUACAACAAUGUUAUUCUUGCCGUUAAUUUCCCAAUGGUGGUAUAUAGAAAGCUCAUGGGCAAGAAAGGGUCGUUCGAAGACUUGGCUGACUGGAACCCCACAUUGUACAAUGGUUUAAAAGACAUGUUAGAAUACGAUGGUAGUGAUUUAGAAGAAGCAUAUUACCAAACGUUCAGGAUAUGUUACCAGGAUGUGUUCGGAAACGCUAUAUUCCAUGAUCUAAAAGAGGAUGGAGACAAUAUAUUUGUCACACAGGAAAAUAAAAAGGAAUUUGUAGAGUUGUAUUCUAAUUUCUUGCUGAACGAUUCAGUGGACACGCAAUUCAGAGCGUUCAGGCGCGGCUUCUUAAUGGUCACCGACGAGAGUCCACUUGCAGUGUUGUUUAGGCCCGAAGAAGUAGAGAUGCUUGUUUGUGGUAGUAGGAACUUCGACUUCAACGAAUUAGAAAAAUCAACAGAAUACGAUGGCGGCUACACAUCAGACUCUCAAACCAUCAAAGACUUCUGGAGCAUCGUUCACAGUUUGUCACUAGACGAUAAGAGAAAACUCUUACAGUUCACUACCGGCUCUGACAGAGUCCCUGUAGGGGGCCUGAGUCACCUCAAGCUCGUGAUCGCAAGAAACGGUCCAGAUUCUGAUAGGCUACCUACCGCCCAUACCUGCUUUAAUGUUCUCCUCCUACCAGAGUAUGAAACCAAGGACAAAUUACAAGACAGACUGAUGAAAGCAAUAAACUAUUCUAAAGGCUUCGGAAUGCUUUAA